Pomacea canaliculata is the source of this 1204-nucleotide messenger RNA. RefSeq lists its product as uncharacterized. Lineage: Eukaryota; Metazoa; Mollusca; Gastropoda; Architaenioglossa; Ampullariidae. The transcript is spliced from 2 exons. The record is from RefSeq and is a predicted model, not a curated record. Bases 27 to 1169 code for a protein of 380 amino acids.
GACACGCGGCGACCAGACAGCAUCACAUGACCGAUAACCAAGCAGCCAGACGUCCGUUACAAUGUCCGAAGUUCAAGAGUCGGCUGGCUGAGUUGCCUGCCCUUUGGAUGAAACAAGUGGGUGGCGUUGCGUACCCAACACCCGCUUGUGGGCUUGUCAUAUGUGCAACUAUUCAGAUUCCUGAGAACAGGUAUUCUGUACCUCAACAUAAUGCUUUAAUAAUGGACAUAAUGAAUAAAGCCUUCUCCGCCCAUCAGGGUCAUGUCUUGUGGACAUCACCGCAUUGGCCGCCAUGUCUACUCCUAGUUCCCUGCAGCUUGCAGUGUCAUUCACUAUACCCUACUGCCUACAGUGUCUUGUCAUUCACUAUGACCUACAGUGUCUUGUCAUUCACUAUACCCUACAGUGUCUUGUGUCAUUCACUAUACCUACAGUGUCUUGUGUCCAUUCACUAUACCCCACAGUGUCUUGUGUCAUUCACUAUACCCACAGUGUCUUGUGUCAAUUCACUAUACCCCACAGUGUCUUGUGUCAGUCACUAUACCCCACAGUGUCUUGUGUCAGUCACUAUACCCCACAAUGUUUUGUCAUUCACUAUACACUACAGUGUCUUGUGUCAUUCACUAUACCCUACAGUGUCUUGUGUCAUUCACUAUACCCCACAGUGUCUUGUGUCAUUCACUAUACCCCACAGUGUCUUGUGUCAUUCACUAUACCCCACAGUGUCUUGUGUCAGUCACUAUACCCCACAGUGUCUUGUGUCAUUCACUAUACACUACACUGUCUUGUGUCAUUCACUAUACACUACACUGUCUUGUGUCAUUCACUAUACACUACACUGUCUUGUGUCAGUCACUAUACCCCACAGUGUCUUGUGUCAUUCACUAUACCCUACAGUGUCUUGUGUCAUUCACUAUGACCUACAGUGUCUUGUCAUUCACUAUACCCCACAGUGUCUUGUGUCAUUCACUAUACCCCACAGUGUCUUGUGUCAUUCACUAUACCCCACAGUGUCUUGUGUCAUUCACUAUGACCUACAGUGUCUUGUCAUUCACUAUACUCCACAGUGUCUUGUGUCAUUCACUAUACCCCACAGUGUCUUGUGUCAUUCACUAACCCUGCAAUGUCCGAGGUCCCACCCAACACUCGUGAAAAACAAAUGUUUGUGACAGGGCCUGUGUACUCCUAUUCACAAAGAUCAGAU